Nicotiana tabacum (common tobacco) is the source of this 1194-nucleotide messenger RNA. RefSeq lists its product as uncharacterized. Lineage: Eukaryota; Viridiplantae; Streptophyta; Magnoliopsida; Solanales; Solanaceae. The record is from RefSeq and is a predicted model, not a curated record.
UGUAUAAUUCUUCAAUACAUGAACCCUUUCAUGCGAAGGAACCUUACACGCUUUGUGAUACAAACAAACUGUUAAAAAUGGCUAACUAUUUGACUUCCUAAAAGAUCUUCCUUGCCGUCUCCGCACCGUACCCUUUCAGGAACUGUCAAAAAAUCCAGUCUUUUUCGUUCCCCAUAUGAAUCUUGAAUUUUACUCUGAUUGAAUUGUUACAAUUAACCCCAAAAAAAACCCAAUCUUUUAGAUCGUUCAAACCCAUGAUUCUUUUACUGAAUUAUACAAGAUGGGUUGAUUUAUAUUGAGCAAUUUGCUGUUGGUGUAAGUUAAAGAUUGGAUUUUUAUCAGAUUCUUGGUUCAAUUCAAAUGGUCUGUUUACUGCCACUUGACCAAGAAAAAAUCAUGGCCAAAUCACAGAAUUCAACUGACCCUUGUAUGAAAUUGGGGAAAAUCAAUCAAAUGCAAAAGAAAAAGAACAUGCUCAAUUCCAAGAAUCAAUUAAGCAUUCCUGCUUGUGAAAAAUCUCGUUCUGCUUUGAUUGAUGUAAUGAUUCUGAUUGCUGUGAUUGGUGCUUGUGGGGUUUUGCUGUAUCCUUCUGUUAAUCUUUUGGUGAAUAAAAUACCUGAAAUUCUCAGAACAAUCAGUUCUGAGGUGAAAGAGGAAAUUUAUGAAGCUCCAGUAGUAUACAUCUGUUUAGGACUUAGUAUUUUAUUUGCUGGAAUAGCUCUUUUGGCAGUUACAGUAUGUACAGGCAGGAGAUGUGGGAAACCAGGUUGUCGUGGGCUUAAGAAAGCUGCUGAAUUUGAUAUACAAUUAGAGUCAGAAGAUUGCGUUAAGAACUCAGCAAAAGAUGGAGUCAAUAAGAAGGGAUUAUUCGAGUUACCUCGCGAUCAUCAUAGAGAAUUGGAAGCUGAGCUUAAAAGGAUGGCACCUCCUAAUGGAAGAGCUGUUCUUAUAUUUCGAGGGAGAUGUGGAUGCUCUGUAGGUACAAUGGAAGUGCCUGGACCGAAAAAGACUCGAAAGGUUAAGAAAUAAGAGUAAUGUUUAUCUGUAAAACAUAUUUUAUACUGAAGUAGGCCUAAGUCCUAAUUAUCGGAUGAUAAGAAGAUACUAUUUCCUUCAAUAAGUUUAUUGAAAUAAAAUCUAAUGGAUUAUAUAGAAAAGUCAUUUGUAGUGUUUAUAUUAAAAUCAUUUCUCUUA